This is a messenger RNA of Mucor mucedo, 1460 nucleotides long. RefSeq lists its product as uncharacterized. Gene Ontology annotation, biological process: protein refolding. The transcript is spliced from 7 exons. The record is from RefSeq and is a predicted model, not a curated record. Lineage: Eukaryota; Fungi; Mucoromycota; Mucoromycetes; Mucorales; Mucoraceae. Gene Ontology annotation, cellular component: cytoplasm. The coding region runs from base 136 to 1416 and encodes 426 amino acids. Gene Ontology annotation, molecular function: Hsp70 protein binding.
AAGAAAAGAAAGCUUCAUCAGAUACAUGAUUGGUUCACGGUCGCUCCCCGCAUUUUGAAGUCCCGGAUUACCUAUAAAAAGAUUUGGCAUGUUGACUUUUUUGGAUUUCCUCAUUUUGUUUUACUCUACAACUAAAUGACCAACUCACUUUACUCAACAUUAGGUGUUAAUGAAAAAGCUAAUCCUCCUCAGAUUCGUCAGGCUUUUCUUGCGUUGACCCAGUCUUAUAAUUCUGACAAUUCCGAAAAGUUCAAGGAAAUCAGUGAUGCGUAUUGCAUUCUUUCGGAUACUCACAAAAGAUCAGCCUAUGAUUUAGAAAGAAAAAAAGCCAUUGCUAACACCUCUGAACACUCACAAUCAACAUCCACCGAAAAUGCUACACAAGUAGGCGCUCCUGUAUCCAAAGCAGCCGCAGUAGCAAAUGCAGCCGCAGCAGCAGCAGCGGCAGAGGCAGCAGCAGCUAUAGCGGAAUCCAAAGCAGCAGAAGCGGCAGCAGCCGUAUCAAAAGCAGUAGCAGCAGAAGCAGCAGCAAAAGCAAAAGCAGCAGCGGCAGCGGCUAUUAACAGAUCUGAUUACCGAAUUUUUACUUCGGUUAAGAUUACCUUAGCUCAAGCAUUUACGGGUGUUGCAUCUUUUUCAAUUUCGUACGACCAAAAGAUAGUCUGCCAAUCUUGUCAAGGACAAACAUGUGCCUCAAAACCUAUCUGUGAACCUUGCGAGGGAUUAGGCCGUGUUUCAGCUCUUGAAAAACAUAUCACGCUUUGUCCAAAAUGUAAUGGCACAGGCUAUAAAAAGGGAGCUCCGAAAUGUCAGACAUGUAAAGGAGUAGUCACUACGCGUGCUAUCCACCAAAAUGUGACGAUUCCAAAAGGCUUGGUUGAUAAUCAAGAAUAUAUUAUCGCUAACAAAGGUGAGUUUUUACCGGAUGGAACACAAGGUGAUUUAAUACUACAAAUGCAAGUGGAACAAGCAAGUGGAAACUUCCAGAUAUUCGCUAAAGGCUUGCAUGUUAAUUACGAAGUCAGCUUAAAGGAUGCCAUUAUGGGUAUUCCUAGGGAACAUGCACUUAUUCACUUGGAUGGUCAUCCUUUAUAUUAUAAGCAAGCUCCUGGGGCGGUCAUUGCUCCUAAUAGUCACCGUUUAUUCCCCAAUUGGGGAAUGCCUAUAUAUAAUGAUCCAAAUGGCGCUCGUGGGGAUCUUUUUGUCACAUUUAAAGUGAUCUUUCCUGCCAACAUUUGUCUUCCAAAUUCUCAGUAUGUCAUUGACGGUAUCCAUCAAAUGUUUGAGACCGAAGCGGAGCGUAAAUCCAGAGAAACAGUUCUUACUCGCCAUCAAGAAAGAACUAACGUAAAAGAACUAUUAUCAAAGGCCCUUGAUAUUCUCGGUCAAGAUUGUAGUAAUAAAAGAAAAAGAUGAUAAUAAAUAAAUUAAUUUGUAGAAUAAAGUUUCAUUGUCACAUA